CGAUUGCGGCAUGUGCAUUGAGAUAGUGCACCGUGUCAAUAACAUGAUAGUCACACAAGGGGCGCACACAAAGAAGAAAGCGAGACGCGAAGGUAAGCUGGCGGGACGGAAAAAUCUUGACCUAACCGUUCGGCCCUCACGAGUCUAGAAUCGGGGGUAGAUUCGAUGCACAGCUUUAUUCGAUCCCCACUUUAGGAGCAAUCAUCCCGUGUCUCUUCCUUUACGCAGCAAACACAGAUUCAUUCAUUCAUUCAGUCAGUAAGUUAGAGGCACCCCCUUCUAUGCAGACGCCCUGCCCGCACGGCAAUUGGCGGCACAGCUUCGAAGACGGGCAUAUCCAUCGCCGGCUCGUCGGUGUACCACCUCUCGAGCCCAUCUCUCUCGAAUAUGCGCAGCUCCUGCGAGACACGAGCCACAAGUGACACAGAGAACACCCACGAGUAUGUCUCCCUCUCUGUCACCCACCCACCUGUUCGACGGUCGGAAUCAUCACGAAGGGCUCCUGUUGCCAGGGGCCCCAAGGGAAAGGAGGACGGAACCACUCCAUACCAGGGAGCCCCUGCCAUGACGCCCCGGGGAAGGGGGGCGGCCCCUGCAGGCUGCGCGGCUGAAGAUAACCCGGAAAUCGAGGGCGUCCACGUGGCUCGUACGGUGACCUGGUGACGGCCACGUAUGGGUCUCCUAGCUGCUCUGCCGUCGGUUCCUUGGUCUUUUCCUUGCCCUUUUUGGGUCCGCAGAUUGGGCUGCAGGGGCUGCAACGACAGCUUGUAGCAGGUUUCUCACGGGGCUCCGGCUCUGGGGAGACGCGGGGCGGUGCGAAUGGCAAGCGCAUGACGGGCUCGGCUCGCCAUUGGGCGUAUCGUUCCGGUUCCAGGAAGGCCAGCUCGUCUUCGUUGUAGAGCUCGGCAUAGAUGGUGUCUGCUGUGUGUGCAUACACUCGGCCGGUCGCUGGGUCGGUGUAUUCGGCGAAGGGCAAAAAGGUGGGCGGGCCGGGCAGCGGCUUCUCGAGCACUGGGUCCCUGCUCCUUGUGGGGUAGUGCGCCUGCCGGCUGUACCCGAAUGUGUACUCGGUCGCCGACGGAUUCGUGGCAAAAUUCAUCGCAAAAAGCUGAGUCGCGCAACUGAAGUGAGACACAAGCGACCACCAGCCUCAGAGGCCUUACUGUCUGGUGGAGAUCCCGUCCUCGUUACCUCUGCUGCUGUGUCUUCGUUGGAGGAAGGAAUAUCACACGAUCAAAGCCAUAUAUGCCGCCAUCUUGACCGUCAGGGAAUCCCAGAUCUCCUUCACCACCAUCGACAUCAGCUGGCAUCAUUGCGCUGCUUCUGUCUGUCGUCUCCGAUGCAAAAGCAGCAGCCCCUUCGCAGCUCUGGGCAUCGAUAUGCUCACUCCUCGAUGACAGGGGCUCAGCUACGGGGCCUGACACAUUCCAGGGCGGUAAGGAAAUGACGAGACAGGCGACACAAGGAUGACUAUGCCUUUUGCCGACCAGCUGCGCCGGGCUGCUCGUGUGCUGGUGUCCACACUGGGGGCACUCGGAGAUCUGUGGACACCUAACAAGAAAGGAUGGCAUGCACGAGAACUUGGCGGCGUCCCAGAGUGACGUCAGAUGUCUGCUCACGAUAUAGUCAGGUUCUGUGAUCAGAAGGAGCGGGAAGAGCAAACGAAUUGAGGUGAUGCCUGUUCCACAAUCGAAUGUGGCCUACCCGAGCGCUCAGCUUGCGGCCCAACAUAGGUGUGCUUGGACGUGUACUGCACACACAUCGAUGUGGUGGGGUGGUAUGUGGGAAGCUCCGUUCCUCGCCCAUCACCCUACCUUGCUCUUCUUGGAGUCCCCCCCCGUGGCGGCAGAGGAAGACGAGCUGCAGAACUCGGGCAGGGGAACCUUGGGUGCAUCAGGAGGCUCCUCCCCCACUUCAUGUGGCAGACCUGCAUGGGGGACAAAAGUCGCAGUGGAAAGGCUGUUGGGGCGGAGCUCUUGCAGCCUACCUCUGUCCAUGCCGGGGAGGGCAAUAUUUGGGAGGGCCUCGGAGGGGAUUGAAGGGAGAGAAUUGCC
Vitrella brassicaformis is the source of this 2054-nucleotide messenger RNA. Lineage: Eukaryota; Vitrellaceae. The record is from the annotation of a GenBank genome assembly.